This is a messenger RNA of Colletotrichum acutatum, 703 nucleotides long. RefSeq lists its product as uncharacterized. The transcript has a single exon. The coding region runs from base 367 to 666 and encodes 99 amino acids. The record is from RefSeq and is a predicted model, not a curated record. NCBI's taxonomy places the organism in Eukaryota, Fungi, Ascomycota, Sordariomycetes, Glomerellales, Glomerellaceae.
UGGCCUAGUAGGAAAUUCUAGCCACCCAGUGCCUGGCAAGGUUCGACAAGCCUCGAUUUCAUAUGAAAUGCCGCGUUUUGGCAUCCGAGACUUUGCCAUCCAUCCAUCCAACUGAACAGACUUUGCCAUGGCUGAGCAGACUUCUAUUGGAAAUAGUAGCAAUGGCGUCUUGGCUCGUCGUGGCUUGUGGAUCCAGCGGCAUCGUAUGCCGCAGAUCAUCUGGCCGCUGUCAGGGUCCAACGUCCUGCAGCUCGAUGAGAGCACGCGCCAACGGAACAAGACCCUUUUAACGCGUGUGAGUGAUUAUCUAGCAGGCAAAAACCCUGAUGCACGGAAUCAGGGUGUCGUCUGUGCAACUUAAGCCUCAUGUUCAAGUCUGAGCUCAGAGUUUUCGGCCUUAGACUCGGCGUAUCAUGGGUUCCUUUGACACUUCGGCCUGCCUUCUCCAUACGGCUAGAAUUGCAGGUUUGGUAUUGGGGUCAGCAUCCCUCUGCGCCGGCAAAGCCUGUCCUCAAUGUCGAAUUGCUGACGACCAUCUGUGGGACAAGUCAUUCCACAGUAGUAUUCUCAACGAGAGAGAAGAGCCAACGAACAAAGACAGCUAACCACCGGAACUUGCCCCGGAGGAUUCUUCGAGGACGCUGUGUGAGACAUUGGGCGCUCUAGUAACAAGCGCGGCGCGCUACUUGUACGCUUUUAGAGU